Molecule: messenger RNA, 363 nt
Organism: Gongylonema pulchrum
Lineage: Eukaryota; Metazoa; Nematoda; Chromadorea; Rhabditida; Gongylonematidae
Source: the annotation of a GenBank genome assembly
AUGCUUGCAGCGGUACGCCUUCGAAAGCUAAAAUCAGUUCGUGGAGGUCCUUUUGACAACUUCUGCGUUACACCAGAAGUACUCGAGGCUGCAAUUAAGACAGAUCGAGCAAACGGGCUGAUUCCGUUUAUGUUUAUUAUGACUCUCGGCACUACUUCCACUUGCGCUUUUGAUCCGUUGGAGCAACUUGCACCAAUAUGCCAGAAAGAGGAUAUGUGGGUACAUGUCGAUGCCGCUUACGCAGAAUACCGCUUCAUUGGAAAUGGCUUGAAAUUCGCCGACUCGUUUAACAUGAACGCUCACAAAACGAUGCAAGUUACUUUCGACUGCUCACCGAUGUGGUUAGUGCUUGAUGAUAGAUGA